Messenger RNA from Macrosiphum euphorbiae (potato aphid), 312 nucleotides. The record is from the annotation of a GenBank genome assembly. NCBI's taxonomy places the organism in Eukaryota, Metazoa, Arthropoda, Insecta, Hemiptera, Aphididae.
AUGAUGGCUGCAGUGGAAACAGUUGAUUUUGAAGUGGUUAUUGACAAGAAGGGCAAUAAUGUCUCUGCACUGAUCAAAAUGUUCGAAUCCAAUCACGACGACUUGGCACCUAAACGUAGACAAAAAACCGUAAUCGUUAGCGACGGUGGACGGUACUCACCGAGUGACGUCACCCGGGGGACGUGGAUGCCGAUUCAACCUUGCGGAGAUGGAUCGCGGGCGAAGAUGAAGGUGGAAAAUACGAGGAAGAAAAGAACACCCCGUCCAGGAUUUGUGAAGGAACUGAUCAACAGGUUUGGGAGGCUCAACUGA